Molecule: messenger RNA, 585 nt
Organism: Hibiscus syriacus
Lineage: Eukaryota; Viridiplantae; Streptophyta; Magnoliopsida; Malvales; Malvaceae
Exons: 2
Coding region: 52-321 (89 amino acids)
Source: RefSeq, a predicted model, not a curated record
GGGGGGGGGGCUCUUCAUAAAUUUGGCUCCUGCCCGACUGGCAGAGAAGCCAUGGAAGAGAAGAAAGAAAUGGAGGAAGAAAAAGAAAAGAUAUGCAAGAGAUGCAAAAAGAGCUACACCGCAUCUUCUAACACUUCCUCUUCGUGCCGUUUCCAUCCUUCUUUCUUUGUUUGUCGUCGUCAUGACGACCAAAAGAGGUACUAUGAGUUGAAACCUGAUGAUCAGCCGGAUGCUGCCAAGUUCUACGACUGCUGUGGGGCUGAGGACCCUGAGGCUUUUGGCUGCACCACCAGUUUUCAUGUCUCAUACGAUGAUGAUUGACGUGCUAUCUCCCUCAUUCAACUGAAUCUCGUCUGAAGAUUAGCUCUGUAUAUUUCUACAAAACUCUGUUCUUGAUCUAAAUGCUAACUGUCCGAGAAUUGGGUUGUGCCACCUGAUACUCUGUGUUCCUGUCGUGUUUUGGUUGUUCUUCCUGUGUUGUUCAAUGAGGUUGACCCUCUUCUUAAUUUGUUAUAGCCUGCUUACAGCAUCCGUUUCAACACAUAUAUAAACCACCUAGCACUGGCAAAUUCAAUCCUGAAUCAA